Molecule: messenger RNA, 2281 nt
Organism: Neoarius graeffei (lesser salmon catfish)
Lineage: Eukaryota; Metazoa; Chordata; Actinopteri; Siluriformes; Ariidae
Gene: cers3b
Product: ceramide synthase 3b
Exons: 11
Coding region: 809-1906 (365 amino acids)
Biological process (GO): ceramide biosynthetic process
Cellular component (GO): membrane
Molecular function (GO): DNA binding; sphingosine N-acyltransferase activity
Source: RefSeq, a predicted model, not a curated record
GCUGUGCUUCUGUUCUUCUCAGCUGAUUUGUGUUUGAAAGUGAGCUCUAAGAUUCAUUUUAAAUAAAACUGCUUGCUCCAUGGUGUGUGUGUGUGUGUGUGUGUGUGUGUGUGUGUGUGUGUGUGUGUGUGUGUGUGUGUGUGUGUGUGCGCUCGUACAGUGAACACACUGUAUCCCAAUCUGUGACUGACGGAAUCUCUGCAGUUGAAAUGUUUUCAUAAUUUGAGAUGUUUAAAUUUAAUGGAUGGGGGGGGACCUGCUUUAAUCUCAUAACAUCACUGCGUUUAAACACAGAACGUUUUACAGAAACACAGAAAGUUUAUAUUGUUUGUUUUUUCAAUUAUUCUAUUUUUAUUUUUAUUUAUUGCAUUGCCUGUUUGCACCGUGGGUCAGAGAGGACUGAAAUUUUAUCUGUACUGUAUGUCGAGCAUGUAUAGCAUAUUUGACAAUAAAGUUGACUUGACUUGAAACGUGUAGAAAUCAUUUAAAGGAAUGACACACAGACUUUCCAACAGUUUGUUCCAAACACUCACAUGGUAUCACUAUGAAGUGUUCUGGCAGGAUUUUCUCAGAGCUGUUCCAACAUGUCUACACACACACACACACACACACACACACACACACACACACACACACACACACUAGGAAAACGUGGGAAACAGCCUGUAGUCUCAUGUGACCUCAUGUAAGAGCAGAUUCAGAAUCAGAAUUAGAAUCGAUUUAAGGACGUACUUGGCAAUAAACUCGAUUGUGAUUCACAGAGAGAGAGAGAGAGAGAGAGAGAGAGAGAGCUGGGAAAAGCAGGGCAAUGCUCAGUGAAUGGUUUUGGUGGGAUCAUUUAUGGUUGCCUGGCAACGUCACAUGGGCGGAUCUGCAGGAUAAAGAAGGCCGGGUUUACGCUCACGUUUCUCAUCUGUAUCUGACUUUACCCAUCAUUGCACUGCUACUGGGCCUCAGAGUCCUGUACGAGAGACUCAUUGCUCCGCCCAUCGCUACAGCCCUUGGAGUAAAAGAAAAAGUCCGCCUGAAAGCCUCAAAUAAUCCCACACUGGAAGUAUACUAUAACAAACACUCUAAACAUCCAUCACAGUUUGAGGUUAGUGGGCUCAGUAAGAAGUUGAGCUGCUCAGAGCAUGAGGUUGAACGUUGGUUUCGGAGACGGAGAAAUCAGGACAGACCUGGAGUAUUGAAGAAGUUUCGAGAAGCCAGCUGGAGGUUCGUGUUUUAUCUCUGCGCUUUCCUUGGAGGUCUCGUGGCUUUACAUGAUAAGCCGUGGUUUUAUGAUUUGCAUGAGGUGUGGGCUGGAUUUCCCAAACAGACACUGCUGGACUCUCAAUACUGGUAUUAUAUGAUUGAGAUGAGUUUUUACAGCUCCCUGUUAGUCAGUGUGGCUGUGGAUGUCAAACGUAAGGAUUUUAAAGAGCAGUUGAUUCAUCACUGGGCCACUUUAACACUGCUGUUCUUCUCCUGGUGCGCAAACUACAUCCGUAUCGGGACGUUGAUCAUGCUGGUGCACGACGCCGCUGACUUUUUAUUGGAGUUGGGGAAGAUGUUUAACUACGCAGGAUGGACAUGGACUUGUAACACCAUCUUCAUUUUCUUCACGAUGGUCUUCAUGGUCACCAGGCUGGUCAUCUUCCCAUUUUGGUUGAUCCACUGUGCGUGCAUUUAUCCUCUGGAACAGUUUCAGCCAUUUUUUGGAUAUUAUUUCUUGAACAGCCUGCUGGUGAUCCUGCUGCUGCUGCACAUGUUCUGGGCGUCGCUCAUCAUGCGCAUGGUUUACAAACUCAUGUUUGCUGAAAUGAAAGGUGAUGAAAGAAGUGAUGAGGAAGAGGAGGAGGGUCCUGAGGAGACUGAAGCACAAAACCUCAAGCAUACACAUAACGGAUUAUCUCACAGUCACUGAACAAAACCGGACGCUUGGACUGCGAGGACAUAUGAGGACGUCGAUUUAGCUUUAUGUCCAUAUUGGGUGCAAAAACCUUUUGCAAAAUGACUCAGGACAUUCAGAGGCAUUAAUUUUAGACAUAUAUUCUUUGGAAAAGGUUUAAACUCAGAAAAGGGUUAAAGACUCUUCUCUUUGGAGUGGAUCUGCAUCAUGUGGAUUUGUGUGUGACUGGCCGUUAUGUGAUGGUGAAAUUUUAAUAAACUAUUAAGUAAUAAAUUAUUUAGAAUCAUGUAUAAUCAGGUAUCAUGUAGUGCAGUCAUUUUAAAAAAGCAUGAAUAAAUAAAUAACUAAAUAAAUGUAAAAAACAAACAAAAUAAAUUCCUGAAUAAAUAA